ACAAAGAUGGCGGAGUACGGCGCUCAUUUGGCGACUCACCUAGCUCAAAAGCCGUCCAUAUUCGAAGUUCUCGCCCAGGAAAACCUCGCCCGCGCGCUGAGGAACGCGCUGAGGCACCUGAUAUCCUAUUUCGCCGACCUACGCAGCGGCAAGCGGCCCCGCACGUCGUGGCUCAAGGCCCACCGCGACGAACUGGUGACUCUGGCCGACCUGUCGGUUCAGCUUUACCACUUGGCUCGAUACGCCAGCUCCUUUUCCGAGCACUUCUACGGCCUACGCCGGGUUGCAUCCAGUACGACAGGCGACGCAGCGCUGAAGAGAAGUCACGUCCUAAGGUCCUUAGCCUCGCUCGUGCUCCUUCCGUACGUGCGCGCUAAGCUAGACGCAAUCGUAUUUGACGAGGAAGCACCCGGUGGAGGCCAGGGCCGAGGAUGGAUCGGCACUCUACGUCGAAUUUACCCAGCGUUCUCCCUGGCCUGCGAAGCGGCCUCCCUGUCGUACGCCCUGUUUUACGCGGUCGGCAAGUCUUCAGUGCAUUCGCCCACGCUCUCGCUGUCUUCCGUACGCCUCGAAGUCGCUCCUAGCGUACCGGUGUCACCAGACCCGAACGCGGGCAAAGCGGUUCGCGUUCUGCGCGGAGUCGCCGACGCCUUCUCCGCAACCCUAGCGACGGCCGCUUUCCUUUUGCACUUCGUCGACUGGUGGAACUCGCAGAGGAAAGGCAGUUUGGUCGCGGAUCCACCCGUUCCCGCCCCGCCGCUCUCCGACGAGCGGUCACAACAGAACGAUUAUGAGGAGUCGCAGUCCUUGAUGCGACGCGGCCACUGCCCGCUAUGCCUGAACGAAAUCGCCGCUCGAGCCGCCGUGCUCACCACGAGCGGCUACGUCUUCUGCUACGACUGCAUCAGGACCCAUCUGUCGAGCGGUCGCACUACUUGCCCCGUCACGGGCUACCCCUCUUCGCAUGAAAACGUCGUUCUUCUGGUCGGCCAGUAAACCGAGUUCGAGACCUGAAAGAAAAACGUCUGUGAAAUAACUGAUGGACUCCUUGAGCUGGAUUUUUGUGGCUGCAAACGAAUUGUGGUACUGCGUUUGAGGCACGCAAGCCUAAGCAUGAGACCUGAAUGCAGAUGGUUUGAGAUUGCAGAUACUUUUCAGUGUUACUACAUGUGGAGUGCAGUUGAGCUUAUUUGCGCCCGGUAUGCAAAGCCCACAUUGCCUUUGUGGCCAGUGUUUCAUUGAAAGCUCGAUGUUCAUUGACUUAGUAAUGUUGCUGGUUCAACCUGCAACAGCACGUACCUAUGUAUUGAAUACUCUCAUCACUGUACUUGUUUCUAGUGAAUUGUGUGUUCUAGUGUCAUUCCUUUUUUUUUUCUUCUGUGAACUGCACGGCCUAUGCUUAAUGAAUUGUUUUGAGACA
Rhipicephalus sanguineus (brown dog tick) is the source of this 1420-nucleotide messenger RNA. RefSeq names its product peroxisome assembly protein 12. Lineage: Eukaryota; Metazoa; Arthropoda; Arachnida; Ixodida; Ixodidae. The record is from RefSeq and is a predicted model, not a curated record. The transcript has a single exon. Gene Ontology annotation, biological process: protein import into peroxisome matrix; protein monoubiquitination. Gene Ontology annotation, cellular component: peroxisomal membrane; peroxisomal importomer complex. The coding region runs from base 7 to 996 and encodes 329 amino acids. Gene Ontology annotation, molecular function: zinc ion binding; protein binding; ubiquitin-protein transferase activity.